CGCCUUUUAGUAGCUUCUCCUUGGCCUAUAAGAUCUUCCUUUUGUUCUGUUCUUUCUACAAUUCCACUCAUCUAACCUAUAGGGCUGGCUGCUCCUGCAUACAUGUGCCGCCGGAUGUGAUGGCAGCAUAUCCGGCUGAUUGAUUAAUAGCCAGUCCGUAAUCGUAGAUUGGGUGAUUAGCGGCUCGACUGCAUUUUUUCGCUGGCCCAAAAAAACACAGGCCAAGGCCGCUUCUCCUUCACACAUACCACAUUUCCAAUACUUCCAGCCAUGGGUUUCAAGAAGCCAAAGACAUCAAAGUCGUACCGUGUGGACACGUACAACGAGAAUGACGACAAGGUGCAGCGCAACCUGGAUCCGACACAGGUGGUGAGCGGCGGAGGCAAGUCGUCGAAGCGCAAGAACAGAAACACGUCGGAUGCGCCCAAGGCGUUCCAGCACAUCAUGCAGUUCAUGGAGAUGAAGCAGAAGAACGACCAGCGCAAGCAGCAGCAAAAGAAGCAGGCCGAGGAGAAGACCGAGAAGGAGAAGGCAAAGGCGCCCCAGGGGCCCAAGGAGAUCACCGAGGACCUGAAGCUGCAGGCCGGCGAGACAAUUGCCGAGUUCAACCGCCGUGUGCGGCAAAAGAUGGCCAACAACCUGCAGCUAGUGGGCACGUCGGCAUCGGUGAAGGCCAAAAAGCACGACAACCCGGCAUUGGACGAGGGCGAGGAGAUCGUGGUGUCGGGACGGUCCGAGCGCAAGCGCAAGAACGACAUGGUGCGGCGGGAGCGCAAGCGGCUGAAGAAGCACGGGGCAGCGGAUUCCGACGAGGAGCAAAUGGCCGUGCAGCCAAAGUUUGGCGAGCAGGCGCAGGCGCCGCCGAUUUUCAAGGCCUUGCCAAAGGAGACGUUCAAAAGGAUGGUGCCGCUGCCAGCGUCAAGGGAGGAGGCGCAGCAGAAGAAGCUGCGCGAGGAGCUGGCGGUCAAGAAGAUGAUCCGGAGGACUGCCAGGCUGUCGCCGCUGGAGCGCAUGCAGGCGAAGCGCAAGGCGAAGAUGGAGGGCGGAUCGGCCGCCGAGAAGCGCAUCAUGGAGGCGGAGCGCGAGCAGGCGAUCCGGCGGUACCGGAUGCUCAAGGUUGCAAGGGAGUCAAAGAAGAGUGCGUAAGCGGUUUAUUCUGUGUAAUG
This is a messenger RNA of Linderina pennispora, 1166 nucleotides long. RefSeq lists its product as uncharacterized. The coding region runs from base 271 to 1146 and encodes 291 amino acids. The record is from RefSeq and is a predicted model, not a curated record. The transcript has a single exon. Lineage: Eukaryota; Fungi; Kickxellomycota; Kickxellomycetes; Kickxellales; Kickxellaceae.